Messenger RNA from Brassica rapa (field mustard), 15488 nucleotides. Its product is annotated as probable methyltransferase At1g27930. Lineage: Eukaryota; Viridiplantae; Streptophyta; Magnoliopsida; Brassicales; Brassicaceae. Gene Ontology annotation, biological process: xylan biosynthetic process. The record is from RefSeq and is a predicted model, not a curated record.
UUUCUCUUUUUUUUAUUUAAAAAAAAUUAAUGUUGUGGAAAAUUAAAUUAAAAAUUCAUAACAGACUUUCAAAUAUCUUUAAUAAAACAUGUUUCCCAAAAAAACUUUGUUCAAAAAAAAAGACCAAGUUGAAUAUGUAAACUGAAUAAAUAAGCUAAAUUAUAAAUUAAAAUUUAAGUUUUUGUUAUAUAUAAUGUCAAUUUUUACCUUCUACAUUACCAAUUAAAUUCCAUUAAAAUCUCGAUAAUUAAAUAGAUGAAAGUGACUUUUAUGUUGUAGAGAACUACACUUGUAUACUAUAAACUUCAUAUUAAAUUUUCUUUCAAUUUUUUAUAUUUUCAUUAAAAAUUAGGACAGCAAAAAAAUUAGAAAAAAAAUCUAUGAAAAUUAAAAAAAAUAAGCCAUAAUAGAUGAAAUUAAAAUAUCAGUUUGUUAUCUUAUGAAAAGUGUAGUUAUUCAUCUAGGCUACCAGUUAAACUCCAUUCAACUCUUGUUAAAUAAAUGGAUGGGACAACAUUUAUGUUGUGAAAAUUUGCAUUUGUAUUCUAUAAACUUCAUGUUGAGAUUUUAUUCCAUAAACUUCAACAUGUAUUUUAAUUAAAAAAAAUAAAACAAAUCAAAAUUUCUAUGAAUUAUCGAUUGAAUCCUCUAAAUUAUUAAGUAGUGAUUAUAUGUCAACUGAAUCUUGUUAAUUAGAUAUAUGCGAUAUUAAUUUAUAGAGUUUCUGCUACCGAAAUCGUUACCAUGUCAAGUUUGUCCAUUAGACUAUCAAAUCUGUAAAUGAUUAACUUUGUUAAAAAAGCCUAAAAACUACAACUCCUGAAUGGAUGCCAAGAUGUGGCUUUCCGGGUUAUGAUCUAUUAGGAGGAGUAUUGAGAUCAUCUACAUCCUUAAUAUCUAAAAACUAAUUAAGAGAGGUUUCACAAAAUUAUAAAACAAUAAAUCAUAUGAUUAAACAUCAUACAAUAGUUUCUCAUCUAAUGAAGUUUCUCUUAAAUUAUAAAUUCCACGUGUUACACUAGAAUUUAUAGUUAUCCUUGACAUCAAGUCAUCAGCUAUUAACUUUUACAUUUAUAACAAAAAAUAAAAAGAAUAAGUAAAUAAUGUAUUACCCUGAAAAUAUAAUAGUUUCAAAAUGUCUAUAGUUUUUUAUAUCCAUAAUUUUAUAUCAAAUCAUAUAUGAAAAUGUUUUAAAAGAGUCAAAUAACUUUUUUCCUAUACAUACAUUGAUAUAAUUAAUUGUCUAUUCCAUUAAUAAAGAUAAGGAAAUAUGAAAAAAAUCCAAUUUCGUACAUGAGCUGUAAAUAAAAUCUUUGGCAUCCAAAUUUCUUCAGUAGAGUGUUGUUUUUUUUUUUUUUUUUUCCGUCAACUGAUUAUAUAGAUGAGAUGAAACUGAUACAUGACCAACGAACGAAGGAAUGUCCGUGGUUAGCUAAGCCGGCAGACAACACAAUAUCUCCGGAACUAAAACCCAUAAAGGGAUGCAUAAGCCCAAACAACAACAAACCAGGGCAACUUUAGACUAACACUUCAAACAAAGUAACAAGACUCGUAGACAGCAGGUAGAACUCAUGACAAAACAAAGAAAUCUAAAUGAUAGAAAAACUAUGAAAGCUGUUUAACGUGAAUGCCCCUGGCCAAACCACCGAAAAACCACUCCCUCCUAGUACAACGAGGAAACACCUCAGAACCCAAGUAACACAAGCUUCACAAACCGGCAAGGAAGAAUCUCUCAGAUUCUGUCAACCUCCGGACACGGCUGAGUCGUACACACGACUGAUAAACGCCAAGGAAUGAAGCCACAACCAAAUCAAAUCUCCACGAGAUCUGAACAAGAAACUAGGAGCCAAGCCCACCAAAUCCGGAGCACAAUGAGCACAGGCCACAAACGGCAUAAAGACGGAUCAUAGGAAUCCAUAGAAACCUCUACCCAUUUAGAUAAACCUGAAAUAGAGAGAUCCACACAAGAAGUCCAGAGAUAUGCAACACAACAAAACUAACCAGGCUGAGAUUUGUAUAACAAGAGCUUUGUAGCAAGGCCACACCGUUAAUCACCAGAUUCGGAGCUUUUAUCAAAAAUCUGCAACAGAUCUGGAAGUUUCAUUGAUUUGCUCGAAGCAUAUCUCUCAAAAAUGGAGUCACAGUCACGAACCAAACUACAACCAGACAACGAUGAAGCAAGACAGAGAUUGGGACCGGCGCCGGUGCUGACAGAGCCACCACGCGCCGGUCGUCGGAAUUCACGCGUUCGGACGGGAGUGCAGGAGCAGAGAGAAAACGAAGCGAUAAGAAAGAAAGAAGAUUAUCUGCUCUUCAGUAGAGUGUUGUUUUCAUUAUAAUUUUUCGAUAACGAUAUUUUUGCCAUAAACACGAAGUUGCCAAAUUAUGUGAUUUACUAUUUAUAAUGUCAAGUAGUGUAAAUGUUUACUUAAAAGUAACCUUCUUUAAAUUUUUCCAACUGACAACUAACUAAAGCAAUAAUCAAAGAUAUCUGACCAGUUAAGAUUUAUGAAAAGAAAUGAUGAUUCAACAAUCAAACGUGCAUGCUGAGACCAACGUGCUUUUAUAUUCGUUGCCUUCUCCCCUUACCAUUAUUUCUCCACCUUCCAUCCGAUCCCAUCCACCUUGUAUAACUCGAUCAAGUAAUCACCCUCUCUAGCCAAAAGCAAGAAAAAAAACUAUAAAAAAAACAAAACAUGAUUCCAGAGAAGUGGAAAGGAGCAAAGCACACGCUUCUAGAGCGACCAUGGUUCAUCAUAGCUGCUCUAGCUGGUCUUUUAGGUGGCGCACUGCUCAUCACAAGUAUCAUCCGAGCUACGGACAGCACUCUAUCUUUAUGUUCCACCGCAAAAACCACGGCGCAGUCCAUAGCCGAAUACUCAACCACACCAAUCCAGCUUCAAUCCAUCGUCCACUACGCGACCUCACAGACCGUUCCUCAACAAUCCUUCGAGGAGAUAUCAAUCUCUUUAAACGUCCUUAAGGAACGUAUACCUUGCAAUUUUCUUGUCUUUGGCCUCGGCCAUGACUCCCUCAUGUGGGCCUCCCUCAAUCCACGUGGCACCACUGUGUUCCUUGAGGACGAUCCUGAGUGGAUCCAGGCCGUCCUCAAGGAUGCACCGUCCCUGAGGGCCCACCAUGUUCAGUAUCGGACCCAACUUUCUCAAGCCGACAAUCUUCUCGCGACCUACCGGUCCGAACCCAAGUGCUUACCUGCCAACGCUUUCCCCAUCCGCUACAACGAAAAGUGUCCAUUGGCUUUGACUUCACUUCCUGAUGAGUUCUAUGAUACCGAGUGGGAUCUCAUCAUGGUGGACGCACCAAAAGGGUACUUCCCAACCGCGCCAGGGAGGAUGGCAGCUAUAUUCUCCGCAGCCAUCAUGGCACGUAACCGGAAGGGUGCGGGCACCACCCACGUUUUCCUUCAUGAUGUUGACCGCAUAGUGGAGAAGACGUACGCCAACGAGUUCCUAUGCGAGAAGUACAGAGUCAAUUCAGCUGGUAGGCUCUGGCACUUUGAGAUACCCAACGCUGCUAACAUGAGCGACCAGCCUGGGGACCGAUUUUGCUAGGUUGAACCGAUCUUUUGAUUCUUCGUUACUUUUAAAUUAAACACCGCAUAGUUCUUCUGAAUUUACAACUGUUUAUUUUUAAAUAUAACUAUCCGGAGGCUUCUCAUAAAGAUAAAUCAUAUAUAUCGUAUCGAUGUUACUCUUUGUUUCGUAUGGUUUAUGAGACUUGGUUUCUACAUAUUUUGGACAGUAGCAUACUUUGUGGUGAUAUUUGAAGAGUGCAUCUAUGCAGUUUUCGAUAUGACGAGGAAAAUACAAUAUAUUGAUACGGUUAUUGAGUUAUAAUUUUGACAUUUUCUAUGAGCUAUGAGUUGAGAAUGAAAUGGUGGAUUGGUUGAUGUGAACUGUGAGAGAAACAAAGAACUGUAAGAUUAAAAUGACUUAUUGGUUCUAGCAAUACAUUUACCAUUUAAAAUCCAAAACGUUUAUCUGUAAAUUAAGAAAUAUGGAGAGAUUCAGUCACUAAUUGCACAAAUAGGAAAUGUCAAGUCCGCGAUAGUUAAAUAGUUCUCAAAGAAAAUAGGUCAAUGGUAAGCCAUCAUGAUGAAGAGUUUACUAAUCGUGUUAGAUGUUUUGUUGUCAACAUCUUUGUCAAAUCCAUCUCAUACAUCAUUUUAUGCUAUGUGAUUGUAAUUAUGAUCACGCAUCUGAUAAGACUCUUUAUCAUGGGUGUACUGAAAGGCUUGGUGGAAAAUAGAGUGAAAAAUUAUAGUUAUAUGCUUACAAGAUGAUUCUGCAACUUAGUUCAUUUGUUGAAUCACACUAUUUUGUUCCACCUUAGUUUUGGAUAUCGCAGUUUCCCCCACAGUACAUAAGCAGCCAUAAGUUUUUUAGUCAAAAGUUCCUGAUAUAAUUGUUUACAAGAUUAACUCACACCUGUUACAUUUUGAAAUAAAGCCAUGAUGAAUAAAAAAAUCGGAAACUAUUUUAGAUAUUCUUAAGAUAAAAUGAAACUAUAUAUACUGAAAAUAAACAAAAAUUAAUCUCCUUAAAGAUGAAUCUUUAAGUGAGAAAAUAUCCUUGGAGCGUCCUACUUCUUUCCACCCCUUUUGAAUUGGAACUGAUUUUUAUAUAUCUAUCCAACUUUAAUCGGUCUUAAAGAAGGAUCAGAAAAAAAUUCUCAAAAGAAAGAAGGCUAAGAAAAGAAUUUUUAAAGUCUUCAUAUUUAAAUUUUUUGGAUUUUUUUGUACAAAUGAAAAAAGUAAAUAAAUAGAACAAUAAUGAAUUUACAACUAAAAAGUUCAACCAAAAACCUUAAAAUGGUCCCUUUUUUAGACACUAGACAUAAAGAAACAUUGCCGCCACUUUGAUAAGGAGGAAGAUCGCUUGAAACUGAACCGGAACCAAAAUGCUAAUUAAAAGCCACCACAAUGAAGAAGAGAAACCAACCACCGAUAAAAAUUGUAAAGGACAAAUUGUAUGAAGAAGCAUUGAAGCAGAAAAAAAAGGAGUUCAGAUCUGGUAAUAGAUUGUCACCGUAGUCAGCUGUCAUAAGGAAAUCUUUCAAAACACCCUCCACCAUCCUUGAAGCAAAGAGCUCACUCAACACGCCAAUAGUUCAUACAACCCUAAAAUUAGCUCACCUAAACACACUUUCCACCCGAGAGUCGAUAUUGACAAAAUUCCAACACAGACGAGCAACGACUUCACUUCCAGCGGCAAUAAGCCAACAUACCCAAACAGAGAGCUUCAUCUGAAACUUCAACGAUAAUCCAUGAGGAAGCUUCACCAUACCUUCAAACACCAUCAAACUAAAGGUCUACACCAAAAACCUCAUGAGCGUUACUUAAUCUACUUUAAAUAGCCACAAAACCAAUAUAUAAAAACUAGGGGAAGAAAUGGAAAAGGAGGCACCUCUUACGGUUCGGAGAAUAAGAUACGGACGCCAGAGAAAUGGAAGCAAAGGAUACAACGAGGGUGUAGCUAGAAAGGAUAGAAAUGAGAGAGAAUAAACGAUUGGCCAAUUUUCAUGUGUGUAAUUUCUGGCCGCAAUAGCAAAUUUUAAGAAAAAGUGCUUAGAACAUUUGUUUCUCUCAACAUAAUGGUAUCACGGUUGUAGUUUGUUUUGUUUGUGCUAACAUUCCUCAACAACAGUUUGGAAGGGUACCACCUAACUAGAACGUGUGGUAUUUGUCAACGAUUAUGCAUAACUAUAUAAAACUAAAUUUUGUAGUUUUAGUCAAUUUGUACCUUGGUAAUUUUUAAGUUUUGAAUAUAGUGCAAAUUAUGUAUUGAAUUCGUCCAUGGGUGGGUCAUAUAUAUCGUUUGAUGAAUUAAAUGGAUUAGUAGCGUUAAUUAUGUUCUGGUUUUGUAAGGUAAAGUUAUAUUAAGGUUUAGCAUAUGGUUAGUAAUUAAUAAGCCCGUAUUACACAAAUCAAGACAUUUUUAAUUGUUAUAUUAAGGUUUAGCAUGCAACUCAUUACCAACUACUCGGCAUGCCAUUAGCAGUUUUUCACAAGGAGACAAAUAGAUACAUUGACCAAUUGAAUACGCGAAGUCUUUUUUUAUCAAAUGAACAAUAUAGUCAAGUAGUUAGUAGAAAAUGAAAUCACCAGUCUUGUAAUAACUACUAAGCGUUCUAUUAUCUAGAUCGAAAUUAGAUACCGACCAUCUUUCUUUCUAUUUCUUCUCAAAAGUUGAACUAUUAAAAUGUGACAAAAGUUGGAUUGGAGUAUAUCUUAAUGAAAUUUAGGGAAACAAUGGCUUGUAAACUUAGCUGUUCUACCGCCUCUCGCUUUCAAACUCAAAUCAUAAGGCCAAAGGUUAAAAGGCGGCGGCUGCAUAUGUCAUUUGCAUAUGGAGUUAGCUCUUUUGUGAUUGCAAAUGGAUAAUAUAUUAUAUUUUGGGUCAACGAGAAAAUAUUAGUGAGUAGAUUGAAGUUAGAUGAAAGGGCACUCUCAAACUUUCCCCAGGCAAUUUGUCUGCCUUUCUAUCCCUUGCCAAUCUCAUGAAGUCAUGCAUGGGUUGAGUUACAAACACAAUUAGAAAAGCAUGCUGAAUUAGCAUAACUCUUCAAUAAAAUUGCCAACACCGAUAGAAAAGUGCUCAUAUGCUUUUGCAAAACCAGGAAGAAGAAGAAAAAAAAACAAAUCCGAGAAGUUAAUUUAUAAUAUUUAACUCAAAUUUCCCAUGAUAUUUAAUUUAUACAAAAAAAUAAAAAUCUGCACAACAUAUAUGAAGAAUAAACCAAUCAAAAUCUAAGGUACUUCUAAUGCCAAGACAGCCAAGUUAACAUAAGAUACUCGACCAUAUUUGCAUGAUAUUAUUAUAUAUGAAUCUCCAAUUUGAAUUUCUAAACCGUUUUAAUUUAUAUAAUGUUGAGAAAGAAAAGUAAUAGAAAUAGCAAUAACUAAAAUACUCCCAAGAAGCUCAUGCUUAAGUGUUUGAAUCGUUUUAUUAAAAAGGACAGCAACAUUUGUUUAUGAUUUUUUUUUUCUAUCAAAGAAUCAUACAAACCCUUGAUUACGCAUAAUGUUUUUAUUCAAAGAAUUUUACAAUGGAGAAGGUAGACAAAACAAGGUUAUUUUAACUUUUAAGUGAUGAAAGAGUUUGAAAAUAAUUAAUAAUUGUAUUUUUUUGUUUUAAAACAAAAAUGACCAGACAAUAAGAAAGUGAAGCUGGAUAAGUAGCUUUAAACGUGCAAGCUACCAUCUCGAGUGUCUACUCUAACAAAGUAGCCAAGUAUCAAUCGAGAUUGUCUCGUGAAAUAUCAGUCUGAGUGAGUGAUGAUGUCCCGUUAAAGUAUAUAAAGUAUAUAUUCAAAGUUAUUACUAACCACGGGAUUACCAGUCUAAAAUACUGAUAUGUGUUUUAGAAGAUCACUUCUUUAAGCUACUCUUUUUUUUUAACACCCUUUAAUCUACUCUUCAUGUAUCAAAUUUCAGUAAUUAUCUUACUAUUUUUUUCAAUUCUAAAUUUUAGUUAGUCGAAUUAUAUAAUAUUAUAGUUACGUUAAUCCAGACAAACUUUAUAUAAAUGUUUUAUCUAUAUAUUAAACAGAAAGUGAAAAAAAAAACUGCGAAGGCUAUCUACAUGCCUCGUGUAGUUUUCAGCUGACAUUACAAAGAAAUGAUUAAUAAAUUUUGUCGUUGGUUCAGAUGACGCGAAUGCAUAUAUGUGUAAGAAUACUUUUCAAGUGGUUGACGAGUUUAGGUUAAAAAGAAAUAAUUUAUUAAUCACGGCUGUGAGCGAGGAUGGUCUGUGCCAAAAUCAAAUUUGAUAAUUAUGGAUUAAUUAGAGUAUUAAUUAAAUCUUGUUUGGUGUUACUUUUAGUGAGUGAGUACAAUUUGGCGGAGUGUGCAUAGAAGUUACUGGCCAUCUAGAACAUGUUACAUCAACCGGACGGUUCCAUGCUUUAGAAGGCAAAGUGGUUCAUAAUCUGUAAAACCUAAAUUUUAGGUCGCGAAAUUCUUUUAAUUAAAUGUUUUCGAAUGAUAUCAUAUAUAUUAUGUCUGAGUUUUCGGAAUAUUUGAUUAACUUUAAGUGACUGUAAAGAAUAUAUACCAAAAAUUCGCAGACCAACUUCCAUUAAAUAUUCCAAACGAGUUCCUCAAAUUCAUAUGAAAAAUUUACAGAUUUGGGGACUUUUACUAUCCCAAAAAGUUAUGUUUUCUCCUACCAUUGCAUUGUCAAAACUUUUAAUACUGGCUAUCAUCAAAAAAGAAAAAUACAUAUAUAAUAUGAUCAUAUCUAUAAAAUAAUUUAAAUCAAUUAUGUUCAUUUUCGGAAAAGGGAAAAUUAGAGGAUAGCUUAAAAGGAGGUUAAGUUUGUUCACUUAUCAUUCACGUAAAGGCUGUCCAAGAAGUAGCAGGCAUUAAGCAAUAAUUAAGAGUCUUCUAUGGAGCUUUGGUUUUAUGAGCACGUUCUUGUGAAACCCUAAUUCUAACUUUACUUAAUGCCGUUGACGUACGUCUUCCAUUUCUAUCCCCUCGUCGAUCAUGUGACCAUGUUUUCUCUCAUUGUAUCAUCCCAAGCUUUCCUUAAUUACAACUUUUGACUUCUCUAGCGUAAAAAGGUAAAAGACUCAAUGUUGUAGACGUUUCCCUUUUUCCUCGGUCAACAAAUGGGUUGUUUAGUAAUUAAGUAAUCUUCUAAGUUCAGAAUUUAACUAAAACAAUACAUAACUAUCACUUUAGAAACUGAUGCAUAUGUCCAUCCAGAUUUGUAAAGGAUAUGACCAGGAGUUGUCCUAAUAAUUUUCGAGGUAUAAAGCAGUUUUUAUCUUUAAAAUGGACCAAAUCUAAUUUUCAUAGUCUGGGUCCUUCGUAGGCAUGAGAUAAGUAAAUUUAGUUAAUCCAAAAAGAAAUCUUCUUGCUAACACUCAUUUUUGCUAUAUAUUGCUUUGCUUUACAAUUUUGAACACAAAUGAUUACCAAUGGACCCAUAUGUUUGAGCUUAGAUUUUGAUUAAUUUAUUUUCCCUUCGCUUUGCUUUUCUGUGUGAUAAACUGAUAAUAAUAGUGGAAACUCAAAAAUCUAGAUUCCUGGACAUCUUUCUUUCAUCUUUAACCUCAUCCACUCGAGGCCAGUACACGCUCAACCAUAAAAGCAACAAAAAAAAAAGAGAGAAACAGGUGCAUAAAUUUGACUUUGACCCAAAAGAAGACUUCUGUAGACUUGUACAAAAAGAGAAAAGAGGACAUUAUUAUUAGCAAGCAGCCAAAUUAUUUGAAGUUGGAUUCGAUUGAGUUUUAUUUUAUUUAUUUCUUUACAAAAAUAAAAAGACAAGAGUUGAUAUAGGAAAUAUAUUAAAAAGAGAGUAAAGGGAAAUGAUGAACAGAGAAUGUUAGGAUGGCUUAAAUGUUACUCAAACAUAAAUUGAAGGAAGCACGCUUUCUCUCUUCGCAUGUCUCACAUUUUGUACCACUCUUCUCUCUUUUAUGUUUUUUAGCUAUAUGAUUCAUGGGACCAACAUUUACUUUAUCACUCAAAAUUUAAAAUUUAAAAUUUAAUAACCAGUGAUGAUACCUGACCAUAUUAGCUGGUUGCUGAUUGUAUCAUCAUUAUUUCGUUUAUAUUUAAAUGUCGUUUUGCGCCUUGAUAUCAUUAAUUGGAAAAUAUAUGUUUGGAAUUUAAAUUAUUGAAGAGAUUCCCACAACGUUAAGUAAUGUAUUCGGUUUCGUUCUUCUUAAUCCCAUCAAUAAGUAUGGUUCGUUACGCUAAAUUUUCACAAAUCCCCACUUUUACCUUCCUUCAUGUUUAGAUAUAUAUUAAUAUAUUAUCUAUCCUUAAUUAUAUCAAAUUUAGGGUGGGCUUGAAUUAUGCAUACGUAUUAAGUAUUUUUCCUGCUUUUAACAAUCCGUAAUUCAUUGAAUAAACCCAUAAUCAAAUUAUGAAUGUUAUUCCUAACUUAACAUUGAAAAAGAAAUCGUUCCUCAAGUUCCUAUCGGGAAAAGGUGUAAACCGAAAAGGCGAGGAUGCACAUCAAUUAUAUACGUGGUGCAUGUGCAUGUUAAGUAAGUAUAUACAGUGCUCCGUACUUUGUUUAUUUUUUUUCAAUCAUCGAUUAAGUUUCGUAUUUUUUUUAAUACUAAGUUUCGGAAUUCUUUAAAAUCCAAAAUCAACAUUUGAAAAUAUUUUGAAAGUCUUUUAAAAAUGAUAUGACAGUUUUUUUAAGAAUACUAAUUUCUAUAGCGGAUCCACCAACUAAAAUUAUUUAUCCUCAAAUGUAUUACUGUUGAUUUUUUUAUCUUUUUUUCUGAAACACACACUGAGGGUUCAAAUUAACUUUGGUACACUAUUAAUAAAACUCUUGUAAAUGCGUGAUGGUUAAGACCAACCGCUCUUUGAUUAAUGGAAAAUAAUUAACUUGCGUAAUUUUAUAAGAGAAACGUAUAAAUGAGACGAGCUUUGGAUUUGGCAAAUUCAAGAAUAACGCUUCUGAUAUUCCUUCUGCGCAAAGAUACUUCAGUUUUAAUUUAAUCAGCGAUUCAGUAGAUACCCAAAUAGUGUUAUAAAAAGAAGCUAAUGCAUGCGCUAUAUCGAUUCUCUGUACUGUUUAUAUUAAUUACAUACGAUACAUAUACACUGACACACACAUACGGUGCAUAAAUUUGCACAUAGGUUACUGCAUGUGUGGGAUACUUCAUCUUCCAGGAACAAAUGUCUCACUCUUGCCUUUCAAAUAAAAUAAAACUUAGUUGCUUAUAUGAAAAUUCAUAACAUGUGAACCUACUUGAUUAAACUAUAAGUCUAAGGCAAUUAAUACUAUAAAGGAUGUCUCAAUUCGAUUUUUUUAGCGAGUUUCUUAUAAACUUAAAAAUUUCAUGCCAAAAUCUCUCAAAUUUGAUAUUCCACCAACUCCUCAUGUUACAGUCAAUCUUUUCUUCUGCUCUAUCGUACGUUACCGCCCAAUCCAAUUUCUCUCUUCCUAGACAUGUUAAAAAGAUAAAGGAGCUUUGUAAUUGUUCUGAUACCAUAUUAAAUGUUUGAGAACGAGAUCAAUGGAAAGAGAGAGAAAUUGGGAAAAUUUGAGGGUUUGAGAUGAUCUUAGCCAACCACACUGAAUUUAUAAAUCAUACUAAUUUUGUAAAGAAAAAAAAUGAUACUAUCGGUAACAAGUAGAAUAACAAUGUUAUAAGCCCUUUUGGGUUAUUUAAGAACCAAACUUCGACUCUUGAAUAGUACUCAACGUACAUUUCACAGGCGUGGCAUUCCCUUAGUACACAUCACUGCAGUUACGAGGCCAGCUUUGACUCGACUCCGCAUGCGUAACGCAGCAACAUAUAUCUUUUUCCCUCUUAAUACUAAUUAUCACGUCCUAACCUAUUUACACUACAUAUACGUCUUAACUUUAGAAAACCCAAGAUAAAGUAAUUACUAUUUUCGACAAACUAACAUUUAAUAUAGCCUAAAUUGUCCCGUCCUAAACAAGGAAGUUCAUUAAUUAAAUCCCUUCAUCUUACGCCAAGAAUGAGGAGGGUAUAGAUUGGCGAUGUUCUAAAUUGAUUGAAAUGCACUUUUUCGCGGGGCUAACUUUGAAACUAAUAUAUAUUCAUUGUUUGCAUAUGAGUUUUAUGUUACCGCGUAAGGUUGGUUUCGACCAUGAUUAACCCCAGUUUUUUAAAAAGUUUUUAACUUCGGUUAAGAGAUGUUUCUUAAUUUUUCUUAGAUUUUAACUAAGAAAAACUAAGAACUGUCUAUUAAAUAAGAAAUAUAAGAAUCGUCUCUUAUCUGAAAAUUAUUUUAAAAAAAUAUCAAAUCAUGAAUUAGAACUCCGGUUAAGAGACCGAGGUUAAUCACGCCUUUACUUGUUAUCUUCCCAAAAGUUUUUGUUAGAUUAAAUAUUUUUCGAGAAUCUGUUGGUUGUAUAACUCUUACGUACUCUUUUUUAAUUUGCAUGCAUGGCGAUAUCUCUAAAAGGUGCAAUAUAUUUGUUUAGUGUUUGUUCCUAGCAACACUACAUCGUCUUUAUAUAUUCAUACGUUGUAUAUACGGUCAGAGACAAACGUUACGUGCGUGAAAAUACAUCUGUUUAUACGAAGGAGGCGUACUUGCCUUGUACAUAUUUUCAACCCACGUGUGCGACUUUGUUACUAGCCUUCUACAAACGCCUUUUACAUUUUAUCGGUUGAAGAAAAGGGGUUAUGACCAUUUUUCAUUUCUUUCCCUUUUUGGACUAAAUGCUUUUAAAUUAAAAAUAUAAACGAUUAGAAGAGAAGGUUAUAAGAGCUUGAAAUUUGGUAAAGUUUGCAUGAAAAACAUUUCAUGAUGAGAUAAGUCUUAAAUCUAAGAAAUCGUUAGGCCGAAUUUAGAAUAGCCAACAAAUUAUAAAGUAAAGUAGAUCAAGACACAAAACUAUAAAACAGUUUUUUUGUUUAUUUCUUUCUUCGCUUUCUUCUUAAUAAUGUUGUGUAGAUUAUCUUACAUUAGAUCUCUUUAUAUAGGAUCCUCUUAGCUUGUAAAGCUUAUUCUAUUACAAGUAUAUCUAGGAAUCUUAUCAUUAUCCUAAACAUAUAAAUUAUUUUACUUAUCUUUAAUGAACAACUUCUUUUCUAAAUAAUCUUUUUUUGAAGCUUAUCCAACAGAAAGAGCGAUAGUAGCUAAUGAAAAGAACCACGACCAUGCCGAUGUUUACCUCUCCCUUUAACUUUUUUCUAUCAAUUGUGACAAUAAUACAUAUCAUCCACGAUUGAUCUGAUCGAUCCUAACGCUAUAUUAUUUCUUUACUAGAUAAAAAUUACUACUUCGCAAAAUGAUCAUGAAAUGAAAAGAAUUCAGGUAAAUAAUAAUGAUGGUAAAUAUUCAAAGAAUGAAGAUCAUUUAAAUUUCGAACUGACAAAAAAUAUUAUGGACCGUGCAAGUUUUGGUGUUAUUUUCCUAAAGCACCGUUAUAAGAGAAUUAUAUAUCAUCAUUCAAAACAACAUAAGAUGAUUAAGAAAUGUAUAUGUGAUAGAGUGCCAUAAACAAAAUAAGAAGUAUGAUAUCAUACAAAUAAUGUUUUGUUCUACAAAAUAACAUGGUAUAUGGUUGUAUCAUUUGCGAAAAUUAUGUGACUACAUAGUCGAAAGUUUCCAAUCAUUUUUCUUAUUAAAAGAGAAAAGAAAAUAACACCAAAACACAAAUAAUGUUUAGAAGCAAAAAAAGAGAAAUUCCAAUCACUUCUUAAAAGGGAUACAGAGAUUAGAGUUGUUUCGAGGGAGUGUACAGUAUGUAAAGAAAGAAGACACGUGGCAAAAGGAGGAGAGAGACGUGCACCACAGGGAGGGAACAGCAAAAGACCUGUCUACAAACUUCCCAGCAGAAAUGGGGUCCCGCCUCCUAACAGCUUUCCUGCUUUUACUGAUUCGAUCUUCGUUUAGUAGAGUGAACGGCUGGAAUUCUCGGGGUCCUACAUCCUCUCAUUAUUUAUUUUGACUACUUAGCAGAUUAUGUAUAUCCGAGAGUAUAUUUUACAAAAAAUACUUUAUACUUUAAAAGAAAAUACUUUAUACUUGUUGUCUAGGCAGCACAUAUGUCCCCUUUUCGCUUCGCAAUUCAAAAUGUUUUCGAUUCUAUGCAAUAUAGAUUGUUAUUAAUUUGUUUUGAAUAUAUAUAUAUAUAUAUAUAUAUAUAUAUUUGACUAGAAAUUUUAGUUUUCCUCUACGAUUUUUAACGAGGAAAAAGAAGUGGUUUUGUUGAAAAAUGUGUUCAAAUGAUGAGAAAAGAUUAGACAUAGCCGAGAAGAAAAAGAAGAAGAUUAUACGUAUUUUUGUUGUAACCUGAGUCAUAUAAUUUAUUUGUAGCAUGUAUUAUGAGUAACGUAAAUAUGAGUAGCUUGAAGUUGUUAGAAUCACGUGGUGGCCUCACCAACAAUCAAAGCGAUAUACCCGUAGAAUUGAGGUGGCAGAGACGAAGCAACGGCACGUGAUACGGCCGCGAUAGCAUCGGGCACGGGAUGCCUUCACUUUGCUAUUAUGGUCGUCACGUCUUAACCCUCUCUAUCUAAAGUCACGUUCAUUGACUAAUUUGAUGAAACGCACGAAUCAAUCAAAUCGUACCGUUUUGUAAUGGACGUCAGUUGAAAGUACCCCUAGUAAAUUCGGAACUAGCAUCAUCAUCAGGCCUCUAUAACUAGCUACUAGCCAUGCAUUUUCCUAUAUUAAACCGCCCAUAGAGAAGCAGAAAAUGUUAGGUUGCGUGUGGGUUAGGAAAUCGAUCUUACUAUUUUAAGGUGACUAGAUUUUGCUUCUUUACCUUUAAGGUGAAUAAAUUAAUAACAUCCCUAAUUCUUUACAUAUACUUUUAUCUUAAGAGAUAUACUAUAUGUUAGAACACUACAGCUUUUUAAUUGUUCGUUUGUGUACUAACAUGACCGGCUUAACAUUGUUAUGGAUUCUAGGGCAAUUUUUUUUAUUUUACCUUCUAAUAUUUAUAUUCAGAUAAUAUUUAAUAUAUUUUUAAAAUUUAAUCAGUAAUAUUUUGUAUAUUUUGUGAUGAAAAUAAAACUUUAUGCAUAUCAAAUAUUUUUGAACCCUUUUCAAUUUUAUUUAUUAUAUUUAUAAUUUUUUAUAUAAAAUAUAGAUUUUUUUAAAAAAUUGAAUCUCUUAACUAUUAAUAUACAGAGGACACGGAUCUGGACCCGAAACGGUCGCACCGUUUAUCUCCUCCUCAGCUGGCCCUGUGUACUAAUCAUAACAGUAACAUCGAGGUUCAUGUUCAUAAAACUGAAGGAAAUAUGAGAAAUCAAAGAGAAAAUAAUAUUGAAGUAUGGAUAUCCUCUUUCGCUUAAGAGACGUAACUAACAACUAGAGCUUUGGAUAUGUUCACAUGGACGAAGAAAGUAUGCGUAGGUUUUGGAUAAAUCUAGUGACAGGGUCACAAGGUCAACUGGUAGUCUAAUACGUAUUAAAAAAACGUAUUUAUUUUGAGACGUAUCCUAUUUGGGCACAAACUAAUGUCAAAUCCUGUCUGCUUCCAUAAUUAUUAGACAUUCUGCAAGGCAUAUCAAUCUCGUCGACUAUUUUUAUAAGCGAUAACGAAAUAAUUAUAAUGAAUAAGAAAAUAGGUAAAAGAGAACCGAAGUGGACUGAUAUAAGAACCAUUACAUUGAUGUUAUCUUGUACACAAUUUACUGGUAGUAAAAUAAUCAGUAUACACCUUGUGAUGUGAUAAAAUGUUACAAAUAAAAAAACUGUAUAGUGUUCUAAAUCCUGUUCAGGAAUGCGCUGGCGGCUUGGUUGGGCCUACCACUUAGAAAGAAAAUUGGAGACUAAGCGAAAAUUAUGCGGCGCAAAAUUUUUAGAUUGUUUAAUAUGUUAUAAAACAUGUUAAUCUUUGAUUGUGUAUAACAUUAAUAUAUUUUAUGUUUAAGACUGUAUAAACACAGAGAUAAAAGUAUAUAAACUUAAUAUAGUGUAAUUUCAUCAAAAUUAUGAAUAUAAAUUAUAUUUAUCAAAUUUUAAAUCAAAUAAAUAGAUAAAAAUAUUAUUAAAAAUA